AUGCCUGCAGACCAGAACAGCUUCGACCGACGUGCUGUCGAGUUUGACUUUGCUUGCAACGCAUUCAUCUCGGUCAUCUUUGCCAUCAAGCAGCGCAACACGGACGCACUCGCCUCCAAGCUCAAGGCGGUCUCUGACCCCGCCACCGAGGACUAUGGCAAGUACAUGACCGUUGAAGAAAUGGCCAAGUUCGUCGACGGCGAGCCAGACGCUGUCAAUAACGUUGUCACCUCGCUCAUCCUCCGAAACGUCGCCUACCGCAUGCCGGCUGCCAACAACUAUGUCAUUGUGGACAAGAUGCCUCUCGCAGUCGCAUCAGAGCUCUUCAUGUGCAAUGUGGGGAAUGCCUGA
Messenger RNA from Capsaspora owczarzaki ATCC 30864, 351 nucleotides. RefSeq lists its product as hypothetical. The record is from RefSeq and is a predicted model, not a curated record. Gene Ontology annotation, biological process: central nervous system development; proteolysis. The transcript is spliced from 3 exons. Gene Ontology annotation, molecular function: tripeptidyl-peptidase activity; endopeptidase activity. Lineage: Eukaryota; Filasterea; Ministeriida; Capsasporidae. Bases 1 to 351 code for a protein of 116 amino acids.